CGAUUGACGCGUCACUAGGCGGCGGCGCGCCGAAAGUGACGAGUGGCGAUGGUAAUCGGGCCAGCAGCUCGCGUUGGUUGUCGGCAAGACUUCUGCAGCUGAUCGCGAAAUCGAUCUCGCUUUCUUCCGCGUGUCAUCGGGUCCACAGCACAACACCCGAAGCAUGACAAUGGGAGAAGAGUCUCCUGUCUCGUCGCUCGUGCUGCCCGUGCUGAUCCGUCCUAUAUUGGACAAGCUGGAAAGAAAAGACUUAGGGGCAGCCCAAACAUUAAAAGGAGCAGUCACCAAGGUUGAAAUGGAACAUCCUGGCUUUCUGUACGACCUCGUAAUGGGAUUGAUUAAAGAGACUGACGUUUCUGUAAAUGUCACAGAGUGUUUGUUGAAACUUCAAGGCUCAAUUCCAGACAACGAAGACCUUAAGUGCUCCAGGACAGAGGAUGCUUUCCAAGAAUUCAACCGGCGUGCAUCGUACCUUAAAAAAGUUCUCAGUCGUAUCCCCGAUGAAAUCAACGAUCGCAAGACAUUUUUGGACACAAUUAAGGAGAUCGCCAGUGCAAUCAAGAAGUUGUUGGAUGCUGUUAAUGAUGUUUCCACGUAUAUUCCAUCGCCAUACAGGAAGCAGGCAUUGGAACAUCGGAAACGGGAGUUUGUAAAGUACUCCAAACGCUUUAGUAACACCCUAAAGGAAUUCUUCAAGGAGGGACAGGUGCAGGCAGUUUUUGUGAGUGCUGUGUACCUCAUCUACCAAACAAACCACAUUAUGGUCACCGUCAAGAACGAAUGUGACUGAGGGCAGAUGCCAAGGUAAGGAUAACUGCCAGGUCUGAACGCUGGUAAAGAAUCGGCUACAGGGCCCACGUGGAUAUCUAGGAAGUAGUGUUGGGUGCCAGGGAUCAGUUACGAUGCAGUCACAGCUGACGGCGACAGUGCCCACAUCCCAUCAGUGCUGUGCUGGAACCCAGUUGUGUUUUUGCAUUGGCAUUUAAGCUGGAUAGUGGAGCUACAUGGAGGGACACUAACACAAGAGCCUUUUCAUACGCGUGAAUGUGUGAUAUAACACUGGCGUUGCGCCAGUAGUGGGUCUUGUCCCAUUCGCCUUCAACUUUUCGUUGGUUGUGAACUUUUUUUUUUUAAUUUAGUUUGUCCAUUUCAGAUUCUAAUCAGAUUGAACUAGCAUUAUUACCCUCUUGCUUUGUUUUGUUUCUCCUCUUUCAAGUUUUUUGCUACCACUUGUGUAUUUAGAGCAAGCCACUGUAAACAGGAAUUGUUUUAUUAUAAAAAUUAAUUAAUUUAGUUGCGGUGCAUAUAUGUUUGGUGAGUUACAUUUACGGGCAGAUUGCCAAGCAUAACUUUGCCAGUGACUCUUUUAGAAGGCUAGCUUUACUCGGACAGAAAUAUGUAACUGUUAAAAACAUUUAAUGUGGUUCCUUUUGCAGUGAUAGUUCCGUAGACGAGAGCAGCUGGCAUAAGGGUGCAGAUUAUAAAUGGCACCUUGUUAGUGCCAACAUCAGAACAUAUGUUAUAUUAAGGGUGAGUGGAACAAAAAGAAAGCAACAUGACAUGACAUUCUUCAAACGUAUUAGACAGGCUUUAGCUGUCAACUAGUAGUUUCUGUGCAGCUAACUGCUGAGCAUGUUUGCAGUAACUUAAAUUUAUAGCAACACAUCAUUUAACAUUGACGCAUGUGAUACUUAUCCUGGUGAAGGCUGCAGUAAAUCAGUAUGUGAGUGCAGGGCUUCUGAAGGCAACUGUACUAUAUUCGCUUCUUGGACGCUCACGAGCAACCUUAAGUAUGCCUCCUCUGAUCGUAAAGUAAUUUACUUUUUAAUGUCGCCUCGUGGGAUUUUGUUGCUGCACGAGCGCUAAAACAAAGGACAGGGUAAUAGUAACUUUCAGAGACAGUUGUGUUUUUGUAAAAAACACUUAUGACCCCUUGCAGCCUCGUGAAUUGAACAAAGAGGUAGAAACUUAUUUACGAUGAAGAUGGUAGCACAUUUUUUUUCUCGGGUGCAUUCAAGCUUUUGAGAGCAAGCUUUAAUGCUCAGCACUAUGUUUCAGCAGUAAGGCAUUUUGUUCUGUGGCAGUGCAAGUGCAACUAUGCAACUAGUGUUGACUGUCCUCACAUUGUUUCUGUCACCAAUGCAUCCGCAUUAAAUGUGGUGUGUGUCCAUCUUACCUCUUCCCGGUUGACUGUUAACUGCAUGAGCAGUGCAGAUGUUGCAUAUUGUCUUCUCUUCAUAUCGAUAUCACAUUAUUAAAGACAAUGCCUUUACAAA
Molecule: messenger RNA, 2276 nt
Organism: Rhipicephalus sanguineus (brown dog tick)
Lineage: Eukaryota; Metazoa; Arthropoda; Arachnida; Ixodida; Ixodidae
Gene: Ccm3
Product: programmed cell death protein 10
Exons: 8
Coding region: 164-790 (208 amino acids)
Biological process (GO): regulation of Golgi organization; positive regulation of MAP kinase activity
Cellular component (GO): Golgi apparatus; FAR/SIP/STRIPAK complex
Molecular function (GO): protein kinase binding
Source: RefSeq, a predicted model, not a curated record